Molecule: messenger RNA, 3961 nt
Organism: Mirounga angustirostris (Northern elephant seal)
Lineage: Eukaryota; Metazoa; Chordata; Mammalia; Carnivora; Phocidae
Product: histone H2B type 3-B
Exons: 1
Coding region: 39-419 (126 amino acids)
Cellular component (GO): nucleosome
Molecular function (GO): structural constituent of chromatin; DNA binding; protein heterodimerization activity
Source: RefSeq, a predicted model, not a curated record
AGGACGUCUGCUCCUUUUGUUCGGGGAGAUCUGCCAUCAUGCCUGAUCCGUCCAAGUCGGCUCCGGCCCCGAAGAAGGGCUCGAAGAAGGCGGUGACCAAGGCGCAGAAGAAGGACGGCAAGAAGCGCAAGCGCAGCCGCAAGGAGAGCUACUCCAUCUACGUGUACAAGGUGCUGAAGCAGGUGCACCCCGACACGGGCAUCUCGUCCAAGGCCAUGGGCAUCAUGAACUCGUUCGUCAACGACAUCUUCGAGCGCAUCGCCAGCGAGGCGUCGCGCCUGGCGCAUUACAACAAGCGCUCGACCAUCACGUCCCGCGAGGUGCAGACGGCCGUGCGCCUGCUGCUGCCCGGGGAGCUGGCCAAGCACGCCGUGUCCGAGGGCACCAAGGCCGUCACCAAGUACACCAGCUCCAAGUGAGGCGCGCCGGGCGCCCCGGAACCCAAAGGCUCUUUUCAGAGCCACCCACACAAUCGAAAAAGGGUUUCGAACACGGUGAAGGGUUGUCAUGUGAACCAAUUCCGUUCUGUGCGUCCCAGCGGUUUCCUGGCUAUCGGGUCUGUGUGUGCGCGCGCCUGUGCGUAUGUGAGCGGAAGGCAAGAAUGUGUAGCUGUUCUUUACGGCGGUCUGGGAUGGUGGCCGUCGCGGGUGCGGCCAAGGACCCCGUGUCCACCCUCCCCUUUGGGGCUAUUAAUGCAUUGCUAGUCGAAGUAGGAUCCUCGAGCUUUGCGUCCUCUGGUGGCUGCAGAGCGUAUCCCCGGCGUUUGCGCGCGUGGACUCCCAGGGCCCGCACUGUCCGCGCGUGGCGUGCGCCUGUGGGUGAGGGGCGCGGGUCACCUCUUCCAGAAGGACCUCAUGCCAGCCUUCCUUCCCCGGUGUCCCUGACGAAUGGACCCCGGAGGUGAGGACUUGGUUGUUGCGCAGCCCGGGCGGUGGCGCCUGGAGCUGCAUCCCUGCCUGGACCGGACAUCUUUAUUCUCAAGCAGGGGACAUUUCCGGGAGGAUGUUUGCGUGGCUGGAUCUUGCAGCGGCAUUGAAACCGAGAGGGAGACGGCAGCGUCCUGUGCGCGGGAGCCAGAUGUAAUAAGCCGCUUCCUGCUGCGGGUAGCUUUAACUUACGUGGGAAUGGGGGAGAUCAGCUCAAGACAGUAAUUCCCUUUCUCUGUAAUUCCCCCUUUUCUGAGCAAAUUAGCUCCCUCCCUUUUCAGCCACAUUGUUGUUAUUUUCUGUGAAGCGUCAGUGACGCAGAAUUCCCCCUCUCUUUGGAUUUAUGACAUUUAAUUUGGAAAGUGUCCUUUUGGUCAGAGAAAGCGCUUUGGCACGAAAAGUCUUCACUUGGGAAAAGACAUCGCUUUGCCUUUCCCUUCGCUUGGCUCUUCUUAUUUGUAAAUAAGGGAUUCUUAACAAUCGCUUCCUUGAGCCUGUUUGAGUCUUAGAUGUAUUGGAAGGUCGUGGCAUCCUGUCUGGCAGGGAACAGACAGACACACAAUGAAAGAGAACAGUCGUGUUUUUGCAAAUCGUCUCUCGAAAGGAGGCCGGUCGGGUAUCGGGCUGGGCGGGAGGGUCUGGAGGGAAUGUCGCCAACCGCGCGUCCCCCGCCCCAGCGGCUGGAAGCCCACCCACCCGUUACUUCUGCGUGGGUCCAAUCUAAAGGGAUUUAAAACCUCACACGUUUUUCGGUUGACAUCUAAAAUAUUUCUAUCCUUAGUUCUAAUAGUUACAAGGACGCAAAUCCCAACCCAGGACGUUUUAAAAAGCAAAAUGGUCACAACAAAAAAUUUUAAAGAAACGUUGGAAUAUUUGUAAAGUUCUUGACCUGUUACACAUUUUCCAAAACAUUUUUUAUUGAGAUACAGUUGACACGAUCACAUCAAUCUUUUCAAGGUAUCUAUUGAAAUAGCAAUUCAGUACCAUAAUCAAUUCAUAAAACACAUGAUCAAAUUCUUCGUUAACACUGAGAUGGUCUAGAUGAUCCUUUUUUUCUCCCUGAACUCAUUCCCAUUGCACCUCGCAGAUUUCCAUCCAAAUGUAAGAUAUGUUUUUAAUUGUUUUACCUACUACGUUUCCUUAUCCAAAUAAAUAAAUAAAUAAAAGGUAUGUAAAUUGAAACUUAAAAAUACUUAAAAAAUCACCUGGGCAGUACGCAAUGGAUGAAAACAAAUUUUGGUACAUAGUUAUCAAAGAUAGAUAAUUGUAAGUAAUUCUCAAACAAUCAGAAUUUAAUUUGGGUGAAACCUACGUCAUUGAGUGAGAUUGGUGGUGACGCUCCCUGCAUUAUUGGUUCAGUUUAUGCCUCGAUGGGCACAUAGAAUAUUGUUAUGGUUAAAGUGAUAUCGGUGUGCAUCCUUGCUUUCCCUUUACUAUGCUCUGAACCAAUAUUUACAGACAAAACAAAACAAAAACACCCCCCAAAAAAACCCAUAGUGACAGAAAUUUUGUCAUGGCUAUUUUACUCCAUUCUUUCACUCCUAGUUAUCAUCCCGAAAUUUGAAAACGGGUGAGGUAUCAUCAAAAUCAACACCUUUAAUCUUAAGAGAUGUCUGAUUCAUAUUGAACACUACAGGAUCCGGCCCUCCACUAUGAAGCAGGGGCCUCCUGAUUGGGUCUGAGCCCUCAGCCCACUACCCAGGUAGAUUAGGAGUCAGUAUGUUCAUGAGCACCUCUGGCAACAGGAAACUAGUCUCCCAGACCCACGUGAUUGUCUGCCUGAAUAAUGAGCUUACGACAGGUUUAAUGAAAUGAAACUCGUCUCCACCAGUGUGUGAAGUUGCUAGCAGUAGGCAACAAAAAUAAAAUCAAGAAGCAAAAUAAACAGAAAUCCCAAAUACAACAGUAUGAGAAUGUUUUGUUGUGGAUAAUGCAAAAUGCAGAUUAAUUUCUCAGUCUUUUCAGGGCCCUGGCACACACACUUCAUUAGCAUGAAUAAAACAAAAAGAAGACUGCCUCUGUUUGCUCAACAGUGUGGUGGAGGCUGCAGAGACAGCCAGCAACAGCCCUGGAUGGAGCACAGGCCCGCUUGGGCCCUGUCCUCCCAGGAAACCUAUUAGGGAAGAUGCAGGGUGACAGAGUCCUGCUCCUGAGAAUUUAUAAUCAAGAAAAUGGAGGGAGGGGCGCCUGGGUGGCUCAGUUGGUUAAGCGACUGCCUUCUGCUCAGGUCAUGAUCCUGGAGUCCCGGAAUCGAGUCCCGCAUUGGGCUCCCUGCUCGGCAGGGAGUCUGCUUCUCCCUCUGACCCUCCCCCCUCUCAUGUGCUCUCUCUCAUUCUCUCUCUCUCAAGUAAAUAAAAUCAUGGGGCGCCUGGGUGGCUCAGUUGGUUAAGCGACUGCCUUCUGCUCGGGUCAUGAUCCUGGAAUCCAGGGAUCGAGUCCCGCAUCGGGCUCCCUGCUCGGCGGGGAGUCUGCUUCUCCCUCUGACCCUCCUGCUCUCAUGCUCUCUGUCUCUCAUUCUCUCUCUCUCUCAAAUAAAUAAAUAAAAUCUUUAAAAAGGAAAUGGAGGGAGAUUGAAUACAGAGCCCACGUUUGUAAUACUGCUACAAAACACAGAAAGAGAAACGUUAUUCAUGUUAAGCUGGAGGCUGGAGGAAGAGGCUCGCUGGGUAUUGACAGCACAUAGGCUAGGAGAGGGAGGACCCAACACAGUGGAAGAAUUCUCUGGGUUUGAGAUAACCAAGUAAACGCUUAGAUCCGGAAGGCACUGGAGGGAUUUCGCAGGUUAUCUUACCUGAGAUGCAUUUAAGAGACUCUCCCCACCCCCCAUCUCAGCUAAAAAUUUCAAGUCAAAUUUGAGUGGGAGCGGCUAUCCCUUUAAUAAAAACUACAAAAGCAAAUAAACAGCUUACUGUAUAAUAGGUUAAAUGUUGACGGAAGCGUGGCAGUCACCGGAGAUGAUGUGAGUCCCCUAGGUGACAGGAAUCAGGUCAAGGCCCACCUGAGGGAACCAAGGCGUCCAUCCAGAUCCUGGGAAG